Molecule: messenger RNA, 849 nt
Organism: Toxoplasma gondii ME49
Lineage: Eukaryota; Apicomplexa; Conoidasida; Eucoccidiorida; Sarcocystidae
Product: leucine rich repeat-containing protein
Exons: 2
Coding region: 1-849 (282 amino acids)
Molecular function (GO): protein binding
Source: RefSeq, a predicted model, not a curated record
AUGAUUGCUCUUGCCUAUAACAAUGGCGUUUGGCCGUCUUCCGCUCUCAACGACGUCCCUGAAAGCAGCUCUUCGAAAAAGCCUGAAUCCCACUUUCGGGUAACUUUCUCCGAUGUCGAACUGAACCGCAAUGGACGAACUUCGACAGCAGCCCCACCAAGGAGCCCUGCAUCUGAAGCCCAUUCACUUUCCACAAGCGAAACCUCGGAACCCCAGCCACCCUUCCAGACGCUCGCUUCAGGUGGCAGUGCGCCGAAUCCGUCCAGUGUUCGCUCCUCCGUCUGCUUGUCGAGGCACAACAGCACUGUGUCUCUCUGCACUCAGCCUAAGAACGGUUUUGAAGGCACCGUUAUAGACCUGCACACACCUGAGAAAAUCCACGUGAAACUAACUGUGACUGCCGUGCGGCUUUGUAACAACCAACUUAGUUCCCUGGAGGAGCUCAUCCCCUCUCUAUGCCGCAUCAUGCCAUUGCCAGAAAGGAACCUACAGUGGCUAGACCUUGCAUUUAAUAAUCUCAAAGUCAUUGACCCAAGUAUGCAGUAUCUACAAAGCCUACGGACCCUCUACCUGCACUGCAAUCUCAUUGCGAGCUACAGCUGUCUACUGCCAUUGAAGGGCAUUAGAAAACUGAGGACUUUGACGCUCAUGGGGAACCCCGUCGAGAGGGACGACUAUCCAGAUUACAGAAUUGCUGUGAUUGCCGCGUUGCCUCAUUUGAAGUCGCUGGACCACACUACCAUCAGUGGCGACGAGAUUGUCGCGGCCGGGCAUUUUCGCCAUAACCAAAAAGUCAAGAAACGGCGGGAAUUUCACGAAAAGGAAUCGGAAGAGUGGUUUCUGCCUUGA